AUGCCCAGCUUCCGGCGCUGGGGCAAAUCGAAAUUCGAGGCCAAUCCUGAAUCGACGUUCAAGCUCCUGGCCGCCGUUCUCGUUAUAACUCUCUACUUGCUCAUCAAGGAGUUCUCCAACCCUAUACUCGGCAACAAGGCGACGCCUGCGUCUGGCGCUCAGAUACAGUAUGCAGAGUGGAAUGGCACGGGCAAGGCGCAGGAGGGGCGGGCGGACAAGGUGCGGAGUGCCAUGCAGUACACGUUUUGGAAGUACAGGGAGCAUGCGUGGGGUCGCGACGACAUCCUGCCUGUGUCGGGCGGGAACUCGUCGACGAGGAAUGGCUGGGGCGGCUUUAUUGUCGACUCGGCGAGCACGCUGGCGCUGAUGGGCUUGUGGGACGAGUUGGAGCUCUCGGUCGAGCAUAUUCUGGGCAUCGACUUCACCGUCACAGACGACCUUGUGGACCCUUUCGAGACGACUACUCGCUAUCUGGGCGGACUGCUCUCGUUGGUAGACCUCUAUGAUGCGGGCUUGAUACCGGAACAGGUCAUGGAUGACGAUGCGCGAGACCUUAUCCUCGAGCAUGCUGUUACUCUGGCGGUGAAGCUUGGCCCCGCGUACGAUACACCGACUGGCAUGCCCUGGCCACGAGUCGACUUCAACACCAACCAAGGGGUCCCCGAACCUCUAUCAAUCUUCACCGAGAACCCAGGAAAACAAAAAUACGACCAUCCUGCCACCAGCCCUGCACAAACCGGCUCCUCCAUCCUCGAGAACCGCGUCCUGACCAGACUGACUGGUGACUCUAUCUACGCAAAGAACUCGACUCUGGCAUGGGCCCCCCUCGUCUGGUCCAAAUGGACAACACCCUGGCCCGGCAUGGUCGACUCCCCCAUCGACAUCGUGACAGGCGCUCCACUCGGCCGUGCUCGACACUGGGACGACGAACACGCCUCAUACUACGAGUACCUCCUCAAGAUGACGCUGCUCGCCCCACCAGCCGACCCCUACCUCGACGUAUACAAGCAGCGCUUCCUCGCCUCGGCCUACUCCCUGCGCAAGCGCCUCAGCUCGCGCUCCGCCUCGGCCCCCAACCACACAAUGCAGCACCUCUUCCUCGGCCGCCACAUCGCCUCGCACUACGAAAACCAGCAAUCCCACACCUCCUGCGCCGCGCCAGGCACCCUGCUCCUCGCCGCAAAACACCUCAACCAGCCCUACCUGCGCUCCUUCGCCCUCGCCCUCCUCGAAGCCUGCCGCCACACAUACACGUCCACGCCCUCGAACAUCGGCCCGGAGGCCUGGUCCUGGACCCCGAAGUUCAGCUACACUACCCCCUUUCGCGCGCCGGCGUCCACCCGCGAGACCGAGGAGUGGGCCGCCUCGGGCUUCUGGAGCGAGGACCCCGCGUUCAAGGGCGGCCCGCAGUACGUCGCGUCGCUGUUCUACGCGUGGCGCGUCACGGGCCAGCUGCGUUAUCGCGAGUGGGCGUGGGAAGCGUUUUCGGCCAUGGAGGAGUACUGCAAGGCGCCGUAUGGGUACGCGCAGCUCGCGGAUGUGUAUAGGGUGCAGCGCGCUGAGUGGAGCAGCGAUGGCGAUGGGCGGUGGAUCGAUGUACAAGGCAGGUCGUGGGCGCAGACGCUCAAGUACUUGUGGCUUACGUUUGGGGAUAGCGAGACUGCGAGUCUGGAUAAUUGGGUGUUUAGCACGGGGGGGCAUGUGUUUCGCAUGAUUCGCUGA
Molecule: messenger RNA, 1722 nt
Organism: Dothidotthia symphoricarpi CBS 119687
Lineage: Eukaryota; Fungi; Ascomycota; Dothideomycetes; Pleosporales; Dothidotthiaceae
Product: glycoside hydrolase family 47 protein
Exons: 1
Coding region: 1-1722 (573 amino acids)
Biological process (GO): N-glycan processing; carbohydrate metabolic process
Cellular component (GO): endoplasmic reticulum; Golgi membrane
Molecular function (GO): calcium ion binding; mannosyl-oligosaccharide 1,2-alpha-mannosidase activity
Source: RefSeq, a predicted model, not a curated record